GCGCGCAUUUGUAAAUGUCAAACUUGUGGGAUCGUAUUAUUAAAAGCUGUGCAAUAUUUGUGAUAAAUGUUAGUGAUUAGAUAAAUGUGGAAAGUUAAAAAAGUCCCAUCAUACUUACUGUAAAAAAUAUGUUAAUCAGUAUGAUGAUCCCGUAGCACUGUUGAUUCCUGCCUUACCGACCAUGGAACAUCAAGCUCUAACCGACCAGUGGCGGUGGGUAUGGGAGGAUUUGUGCGGCAAAGAGGGUUUCGUGAUCUGGUCCCCGCAAAGACAUGACUUCGGACUGUGCUUCCAGCAGCUUUCUCUUCAUAUCCCGGCUUUAUUUUUAUUAGCAAUAUCGUCAGCUUAUUAUUGCGGAAAACACGAUAACUUUGUCAUAAGAGCGAAAUUGCAAAAACUCGCUGUGACUUCCAGAUGUUACGUAGCAUUACUUCUGACGUUUCUUCCGUUGAUACAGAUUUAUAUGGAUCAAUAUAGAGCGAAUGUCAGGAUACAGUGGAUCGCAUACUUUUUAAGUGCCGCUCAAGGAAUAGCGUGGUUCACCCAUUUCAUGUAUAUCAGAGCUUUACGAAAAAGACUUUGCAAGAGCCCUAGAGGGCCGAUUUUCGUAUGUAUCGUUUGGUCUGUACUGUUUGCUCUUAAUGUGGUUUCGGUCAGAAGUCACUAUCUCGUAUAUAAAUACUCGUUCGAUUCGGAUUAUAGUAUUUACUUAGCUUAUAAAUUCAGCAUAUGCCACUUGGUGGCUCAUUUAAUGUAUGCAUUCACAAUGAUGCCAGGAGAAGGAAAUGCCGAAUAUGUGCAUCCCAGCGUCUAUCGUCAGAUGAACGAAAACACCCCCCUGCUAUCUGGCAACGCUUACGUCAGAUUUUCGGAGGAAGGUGAUCCAGGAUAUCUCGGGGUGGCCAUGGAAGAUGCUCAUUGGCUGUCAAGAUUGUGUUUUUGUUGGGUGAAUCCGUUGAUGCAGAAAGGAGUGGAGAAAUCGCUAAAGAACUGUGAUGAUCUUUUUGACUUGCCUGAAUCAUUGAAUAGUACGCACAUAAGCUUCAGGUUGGCUGAAGAAUUAGCUCUGGAUGAUGGCGCUGAUACGGAACUGAGAGCAGAUAUAUCGCUUGCAGAAUUCCCUAAUGUAAGGUUCAUGCAGAGCAGACAAAAAACCACAAGUCUUUUAAGAGGUUUGCACAGGUGCUUCUGGGCACAAUUCUACAGCAUUGGUAUUUUGAAAUUCAUUGCGGAUUGUGCUGGAUUUGCGGGCCCAAUGUUGCUGAACAAGUUGGUUAGUUUCAUAGAAAACAAGGAUCAGGAUGUUAAAUAUGGAUAUAUUUUUGCGGCUGGGUUGGUGGCUACAACCGCUAUAUCUGCCCUAUGUGACACACACUUCAACUUUCGCAUGGCCUUAGUAGGCAUAAGGAUGCGUGCAGCCUUGAUCACAGCGAUUUACGGAAAAACUUUGUCAGUACGGUCUUCACUAUUGACUGCCCAAUUUUCCGUAGGCGAAAUUGUGAAUUUUAUGUCUACAGAUACGGAUCGAAUAGUAAAUUCCUGUCCCAGCUUCCAUGCCUUGUGGAGCAUCCCUUUUCAGCUUGGAGUGACCUUAUAUCUCCUGUACACCCAAGUAGGCCUAGCCUUUCUCGCAGGACUGGUUUUUAGCAUCCUGCUGAUCCCGAUCAACAAAAUGAUUGCGAACAAAAUCGGCCAGUUAAGCACCAAACUAAUGGAGCAGAAAGAUGCCAGGGUAAAAAUUAUUACCGAAGUUCUGAGGGGCAUUCGAGCAGUCAAACUCUACGUAUGGGAACAGCAUUUCAUCAGGCUGAUAACCAAGCUGCGUGACCAGGAGCUGAAAUACCUCAAAGGCCGCAAAUACCUGGACGCUCUCUGCGUCUACUUCUGGGCGGCAACCCCUGUGAUCAUCUCAAUCCUCACUUUUGGAGUCUACUCGCUGACAGGUCACCGACUGACUGCAGCAACGGUCUUCACCGGAAUGGCGUUGCUCAAUAUGCUCAUUGGACCGCUAAAUGCCUUCCCUUGGGUGCUGAAUGGGGUCACUGAGGCUUGGGUGUCAAUCAAGAGGUUGCAGAAGCUGUUUGAUCUUCCGAACCUGGACCUAGACACCUUCUACGACAAGCCUCCAGAGGAAAACUGUGACAUUCUGGUGGAAAGCGGCGGAUUCAGCUGGUGUAAGCAGUUGAGUACCGCUGAGAAAGCUCAAUUGCACGCACUGCAGGGGAAGAACAACGAGAGGGGCAGCGCCAAGGGCAAAGGAAAGGGUAAAAGGUCAGCACUGACUGUGGACAAGAGAAAGACUGUGGAGAAACAUGUUGUAGAGGAAGGAGAUGCAGGGGUGUUCAGGUUAACGGGACUGGGUCUCAAGAUCAGGAAGGGUGAGUUCGUGGGUAUUAUUGGUCCCGUGGGCAGCGGGAAAUCGUCUUUAUUGUGUGCCCUCAUGGGCGACCUGCCCCUACAUGCGGGCAACGUCGCAAUUAGCCAGAUUGAGUCAGGGUUCGGAUACGUUCCUCAGAAAGUUUGGCUACAACGAGGUACCAUACGAGAAAACAUUCUAUUUGGUAGACCUUACGAAGAUUCCCGAUAUAAAGCUGUCUUGGAUGCUUGUGGUCUUUCCGAAGACAUCAAAAAUCUACCAGCUGGAGACAUGACGGGUGUAGGUGAUAGUGGUUCCACCCUGUCUGGAGGACAGAAGACUCGUGUAGCUUUGGCAAGAGCUGUAUAUCAAGAUAAGUCAGUCUAUCUUCUUGAUGACAUACUAUCAGCGGUAGAUCCGAAGGUUGCAAGGCACAUCUUCCAGUACUGCAUCAUGGGGCUGCUCUCCAACAAAACUAGAAUUCUAUGUACUCAUCACGUGAAGUACUUGGUGUAUGCUGAUAGAAUAGGACUCCUGGAGAAUGGGGCCAUCAAAUCUAUCGGUAAACCAGCUGACGUAUUGGGAGAAUUUGACGACAGCCUCCAGAUAGACCUAGAGCUAGAUGAUAGCAAUUCACUCUCAAACUCUCCCUCAAUAACAAAUUCACUAAUGGAGACCACACCUCCUGACACGCAGAUGGAGGAAAUUGUUAAUGAUGACGAUGUGUUAUCAGAAGAGCACAGUGAAAAAGGAAGUUUGGAGUUCGGAGUUUACGCUUCGUACUGGAGAGCUGCUGGGCAUAUUCUCAGUAUUUGCGUUCUGAUUUCGGUAACCGUGAUGCAAUUUUCGAGAAACAUGACCGACUGGUGGUUGGCACAUUGGGUCACAGAUAGCGACAUCAACAAUGCCACCAAUAGCACAAAUUAUACCAUUUUGCUUGACCGGGAAAUUCUCAUGUCGCCAGCAUCAUUAUAUGAUGAAGAAAUGCAUUCGUAUUUGAAGAUAUAUAUUGAGUUGGCCUGUCUCAAUUCGUUAUUUACUUUGCUGAGAGCGUUUUUGUUUGCUUAUGGUGGCGUGGUUGCUGCGGCCAAGUUCCACAAGCUACUUUUGAAGUCCGUCGUGAAGGCAAAGUGUUCCUUUUUUGACGUUACACCAGUAGGGAGGAUUUUAAACAGAUUCUCGAGCGAUACCUACACGAUUGACGAUUCGUUGCCUUUCAUAUUGAAUAUACUGCUGGCACAAUUUUUUGGGCUCAUAGGUUCUCUUGUUGUCACCGUGUAUGGUCUACCUUGGAUUUGCGUUGUACUAGUGCCUUUGAUCCCAGUGUACCAUUGGUUACAAAAUCAUUACAGAUUGACUUCCAGAGAACUAAAAAGGAUUUCAAGUGUAUCUUUAUCACCGGUCUACAGUCAUUUUAAUGAAUCAUUGCAAGGUUUGAGUACGAUCAGAGCAUUUCGAGCAACUCGCCGAUUCCGAAUAGAAAACAAGCAAUUGGUAGAUAAAACAUCAAAAGCGCUUUUAGCCAGUGCUGCAGCAUCAAGGUGGCUUGGCUUAAGGUUGCAAGGGAUCGCUAUAACUGUGGUAGCUGGAGUCGGUUUUAUCGCUGUUAUCCAACAUCAGUACGAUAUCGCUGAUGCUGGAAUGGUGGGCCUAUCAAUAUCGUAUGCCCUGUCGAUCACCGGAGCGCUAUCUGGAGUCGUGAACGCUUUCACUGAAACCGAACGAGAAAUGGUCGCCGUCGAAAGAGUGAGACAUUAUAUAAAUGACAUUUCGCCAGAGAAAACUACCACGGCUGUCAUCGAUCCACCGUUCGGAUGGCCUGGACAUGGCGUUGUGAAGUUCGAGAAUGUUUCACUAAGUUAUAGAGAACAAUUACCCCCGUCUCUGAAAGAAGUUACGUUUGAAACUAGACCGUGUGAAAAAAUAGGAGUUGUUGGCAGAACUGGAGCUGGUAAAAGUUCUUUGGUGGCAGCAUUGUUCAGAUUAGUUGAAAUUGAGACUGGAUGUAUCACUAUUGAUUCUGUUAAUAUCAAGACAAUAUCUUUAUCGACAUUGAGAGCUAGGAUGUUUUGCAUCCCUCAAGACCCGUUCUUGUUCACUGGCACAAUCAGAGAAAACUUGGAUCCACUGAGUGAAUUCAGGGAUGACGAGAUUCGCAGUGCCUUAGACAAAGUUGGCCUGUCAGAGACCAUCAAAAGAUUGGGAGGUUUGGAGCACCACGUGGAUGGAGAAGGCACCAAUUUCAGCGUGGGACAAAGGCAGCUGAUCUGUUUGGCGAGAGCUGUACUGCAUAACUCCAAGAUUUUAUGUAUCGACGAAGCAACAGCUAACGUGGACGAAGACACGGAUCGUUUGAUCCAAGUCACCUUGAGAACGGCCUUCAGGAAAAGCACUGUCAUCACCAUAGCCCACCGUAUCCAAACCAUUUUGGACUCUGACAGGGUUUUAGUUAUGAGUGAUGGGAAAGUUGCGGAAUUUGACUCACCUGACAAUCUUCUGGAAAGCAGAGAAUCGAUUUUUUACAAUCUAGUACAUCAUGAGUCAGGGUAAAGAACUGUGUGCCAUGAUUACCUCUUAGCUAUAUAAAUGUAAUGAUUGUGAUAGACCGUUUCUCCAAUAUCUUAAUGAUAACGUUUUAUAGUCUGACAUUGAUAUGUGUGUAUUGUUAAGCGUAAUCGUAUUAAUAAAUUGUAUUUUUUUCACAUAA
Messenger RNA from Acanthoscelides obtectus, 5063 nucleotides. The record is from the annotation of a GenBank genome assembly. Lineage: Eukaryota; Metazoa; Arthropoda; Insecta; Coleoptera; Chrysomelidae.